AUUGCACCUACAGAGGAGGGAGGAGUCGGGACAGGAGCGUCAAAGAUAAAAGCGCAGACAGAGUGAAUAUGCAGGGUAGCUGCUGUUACUGAGUCGAGAUAAAGAGCUCAACAUGGGUAACUGGAUUAUUAACAAUGGACUUACAUCCUUCAUACUGGUGGUCUGGAUGGGCAUCAACCUCUUCCUUUUUGUCUGGUUUUACCAAUUAUACGAUUUGGGUGAUGACUUUUUCUACACACGUCAUCUGUUAGGGUCUGCCUUGCCCUGGGCCAGAGCUCCUGCUGCUGUCCUCAACUUUAACUGCAUGCUGAUCCUCCUCCCGGUGUGCAGGAACCUGCUGUCACUGCUCCGAGGCUCCUUCGUGUGUUGCGGCAGAACAAUGAGGAAACAAUUGGAUAAAAAUCUGAGUUUCCACAAGCUGGUGGCGUACAUGAUAGCUCUGAUGACAGCCGUGCACACGGUUGCCCAUCUGUUGAACGUGGAGUGGUUCAACAACAGCAGACGAGGAGUGUAUGAUGAACUCAGCACUGCUCUGUCCAACCUGUCGGACUCAGAAAACACCACCUUCCUGAACCCAGUCCGCAGAAUAGACAUUAAUGCGCAGCAGACUCCAACCUACUUCGUGUUCACCACCAUCGCUGGUCUCACAGGGGUCAUCAUCACUCUGGCCCUCAUCCUCAUCAUCACCUCCUCCAUGGAGGUCAUCAGACGCAGCUAUUUCGAAGUCUUCUGGUACACCCACCAUCUCUUCGUCAUCUUCUUCAUUGGUCUCGUGUUUCACGGAGCCGGAUUCAUCGUGAGGAGACAAAAGAAAACGAAUCCACCACACAACUUCACCUUUUGUAAAGACCGCAGUGAUGACUGGGGAAAGAUUCCUGAGUGUCCCAUCCCUCAGUUUCAGGGAGGGCCAGCACAGACCUGGUGGUGGGUGAUCGGUCCAAUGAUUCUGUACAUCUGUGAACGUGUGUUGCGUUUCAUCCGUUACAUGCAGACAGUGCAAUACAGGAAGAUCGUGAUGCAUCCGUCCAAAGUGCUGGAGCUGCAGCUGGUGAAGGACGGUUUUAAAAUGGAGGUGGGUCAGUACGUCUUCCUCAACUGCCCGGCCAUCUCCCAGCUGGAAUGGCACCCGUUCACCAUGACCUCCGCUCCCGAGGAGGACUUCUUCAGCGUCCACAUCCGCUCGGCCGGGGACUGGACUGACAAACUCAUCGACAUCGUGCAGAAUCUACCAGAGGGAGCACAGGGACCCAAAAUGGGUGUGGACGGACCCUUUGGCACAGCCAGCGAGGACGUAUUCGACUACGAGGUCAGCAUGCUGGUCGGUGCCGGCAUCGGAGUCACUCCCUUCGCCUCCAUCCUCAAGUCCAUCUGGUACAAGUUCAAAAUCUCCAACUCUAAACUGCGCACCAGGAAGAUCUACUUCUAUUGGCUCUGCCGGGAAACACACGCCUUUGAGUGGUUUUCUGACCUGCUGCAGGUGCUGGAGAAAGAGAUGGAGGAGAGAGGAAUGGGGAAUUUCCUCACCUACAAACUCUAUCUGACUGGAUGGGAUCAAAAUCUUCGUUUUCAUGAAGGGGUUCACUUUGAAGAGGAUAAAGAUGUGGUCACUGGGCUCAAACAGAAAACUCACUAUGGCAGACCCGCCUGGGACAAGGAGUUUGAACAAGUCCGCAAAGAGAACCCCACGUCUGUGGUUGGGACUUUCCUGUGUGGCCCUGCAGUUCUAGCAAAAGUCUUAGAAAAGAAAUGUGCCAAAUACUCAGACGUGGAUCCUCGGAAAACCAAAUUUUACUUCAACAAGGAGAAUUUCUGAGUGAAAGAAAACAAGAACACAGCAUUUGGGCGUUUUAAGACAGACAACCUGUGGUACUAGCUGGGUGUGUUUUGACACUAUACUGCACACUGAUAAAGAAGCAGGGCAUGUCCUUUUAUCAGCAAAACUCAGGGACAGACUCUUUCAUAUCUUGUGAUUCACUGACUCAUGGCUUUUACGGUCAAUUGCACUCAGAUUUUCACUCAUUGUACGACUGAUUUGAAAGAUGCACUUCUGGUGAAGCCCUCGUAGUUCCUGAUGGCCUGAGGCUCUAUAGAUUAUAAGGAAAUAUUUUACCGUUACAAGACAUCAGGAUCUCAAAGGUUUUGUCCGUGUAGUACACUUGUUGUUAGAACAUCAUAUGGAUAGCUACGGAUAUUUUCCUGUGUGAAUGUCAGAAAAAAAUGCCCAGAUCCCAAAUUUAUGUCUUCUAUUUUUCAUUUUAUCCAACCAAUAGUCCAACACUCAAAAAUUCAGUUUAUUAUCACAUGCAACAAAGAAAAGCAUGAACUCAUCAUAUUUAAGAAGCUGGGGCCAGUGAAUUGGUAUUUUUCUUGAAUGACAAACCGAUAAAUCAAAAUGUUGAUUUAUUUUCUUUGGAUCAAUUGUUUAAGCCUUACAUUUUUUCCACUCAAAAGAGAAUUGGCCUAUACGAUCAAAUACACUGUAAAUACUAUACAUAUGUUGUGUUCUUGAGCUUCUGUUACUUUUCUUAAGAUUUACUGGUUAAGGGAACAGGCUCCUUGGAAACGGACAAUGGUUUAUUAUGAACAGAUUAAAGUCUGUGGCAUUUCCUUCUCAGAGUGAUAACACAAGUUAACCAGGAGGAAGUCUUCUGUCACGUAGCCUGUGGUUAAUCAUCCUCCAACGACGCGGAAGGACUUAUUGUCACAGAAAUUAUUUUAAGUUUACUAUUUGCUGUUUUUUCAUCAUGUUUCUUGUAUACAACUCCAAACUCAUUUUGAAUAAAUGAAUAUAACAAUAUCUUUUCUUUUUUUUUAUUGACAAAACAAUAUCCAGACAAACAGUUUCCAGAGCCGAUAACAUGCAAACAGUCGGCUUUGGAGUAAAAGGAUGAAACCUAACGACAAUCCAGUCCUGAUCUUUUUAUUGGUUCAGCAUUCAUCAUCCACUCAAAUGUCUCACAAGCAACAACCUGACUCUUUCAUACAGAAAAUAU
Molecule: messenger RNA, 2993 nt
Organism: Sander lucioperca (pikeperch)
Lineage: Eukaryota; Metazoa; Chordata; Actinopteri; Perciformes; Percidae
Gene: nox1
Product: NADPH oxidase 1
Exons: 13
Coding region: 113-1813 (566 amino acids)
Biological process (GO): defense response; superoxide anion generation
Cellular component (GO): NADPH oxidase complex; plasma membrane
Molecular function (GO): superoxide-generating NAD(P)H oxidase activity
Source: RefSeq, a predicted model, not a curated record